This is a messenger RNA of Pedinophyceae sp. YPF-701, 5766 nucleotides long. Lineage: Eukaryota; Viridiplantae; Chlorophyta; Pedinophyceae. The record is from the annotation of a GenBank genome assembly.
AUGGUCGGGACGAAGCGCGCCGCCGCGCACCCCCUGCCGGAGGAGACGGCGUUCCCCCGCAGCAAGCGGGCGUCCGCGCGCGCCAAGGACGCAGAGGACGUCGUGCCCGACGGAUACGAUCCGCGGGCGCUCAAGAAGCGCAAGGCCUCGCUCGACGACGACUCCGUCGUCCCGGACACGUUCACCUUCUCCAAGGCCAGCGGGCGCGCGGGACGCAAGCACGCGGAGGUUCUCACCGCGAAGACCCUUGUCCGCGGGACCAAGGUGUGGGCGGCGGUGGCCGAGGUGUCCUCCGCGGACGUCGUGCUGUCGCUCCCGCACGGGCGCCGCGGGAGGGUGGUCGCGGAGGACUGCGCGGGCCUCGACGCCGGCGACGACCUCUCCAACGUGUACUACGUUGGGCAGCUGGUGCGCGCGGUGGUCACGGAGGUCGAGGACAAGAAGGUCGCGCUCUCGCUCAAGCCGUCCGAAGUGAACGCGGGCCUGGCCGCGCAGACGCUGAUCGCCGGCGCGGUGCUCUCCGCGGCGGUCGUCAGCGCGGAGGACCACGGCUACCAGCUCGACAUCGGGGUGCCGGGGGUGUCUGCCUUCCUGACCACAGCGGACGCGCGCGCCGCGCUGGGCGAGGACACGGCGCUGCAGGCGGGGCAGCUGCUCGACGUGGUCACGCUCGAGGCCGCGCAGGGCCGGCGCGCGGUGCGGGUCUCGGUCGACGCGGCGCGCGUGUGGAGCACUGUCCUGAAGGAGUGGGAGGGGCUGUCCAUCGGCUCGCUGGUGCCCGGGUCGCUGGUCAACGUCAAGGUCACCGCGCUGCUCCCGGACGGCGUCGCGGUGGACUUCCUGUCGUACUUCUCCGGCACCGUCGACGUGUUCCACCUGAGCCAGGAAGUCCUCCCGGGGGACUGGACCGAACGCUACCAGCCCGGGACGCGCCUGCGCGCCCGCAUCCUCUUCGUCAACCAGAAGACCAAGAAGGUCGGGCUCACGCUGCAGCGCUCGCUGGUGGACGGUAAGCUCCCCGCGUCGUUCCCCGCGCUGGGGCAGAUAUUCGAGGAGGCGGUCGUGCGGCGGGUCGACCGCGCGCAGGGGCUGCUCGUGGAGCUCCCCGGCGCGGAGGGGGGCGUUCCGUUCGCGGGGUACGUGCCGUCGGCGCACGUGUCGGACGACAAGGUCGAGAAGCUCGAGAAGGCGUUCCGGUCCGGGCAGCGCGUGGCCUGCCGCGUCGUGGGCUUCCGGCCGAUGGACGCGCUGUGCACGGUGUCGCUCAAGGCGUCGGUGCUGCGGCAGACGAUCCUGUCCGCGGCGGACCUCGCGCCGGGCAUGAUGGUCACGGGCAAGGUGGCGUCGGUGAUGGACUACGGCAUGUUGGUGGAGCUGGCGCCCGGGGUGCGCGCGCUGUGUCCGCUGGUGCACCUGGCGGACGUGGGGUGGAGCAAGGCCGCGCGGAAGUACAAGGAGGGGCAGGCGGUGUCGGCGCUGGUGACCGAGUGCCGCCCCGAGAGCCGGCAGUGCUUCUUGACGCUGAAGCGGACGCUGAUCAAGUCGAAGCUGCCGCGCGUGGCCGCCCUCGAGGACGCGCUGCCCGGGACGCGCACGCACGGCGUGGUCACGGGGAUCAAGGACUACGGCGUGUUCGUGGCGCUGCUCGGCGGCGUGCGCGGGCUCGUGCACAGGUCGGAGCUGGACGUCGAGGCCGGGGAGGCCCCGGAGGACUGUUUCGAGGUCGGACAGGUGGUCAAGUGCCGGAUCCUGGGCGCGGAGGGCGCGUCGCGGCGGCUCCGACUGUCGCUGCGGGCGCGCCCGGGCGCCGAGGCCGACGACGCCGAGCCCGCGGACGGCGGGGCGUUUGCGCGCGUGGACGCCGGCGCGGUGCUGCGCGCGACGGUGCGGGAGGUCGACGCGGACGGCGUGGUGGCCGCGCUCGAGACGGACGCGGGCGAGGUGACCGCGCGGAUCCCCACGGGCCACCUGUCGGACCACCCCGCCAUGGCCACGCAGCUGCGCGAGGCGCUGCAGGCGGGAGAUGCACUGGGCGACGUGCUGGUGCUGGACUGCUUCCGGAAGAAGCAGGAGGUGCUCGCGACGCGGAAGGCAAGCCUGGUGCAGGCGGCCGAGCGCCUCCCGCGCGCCGCGGACGCCGUCAGCGGCGGCGCGGUGUUCCCGGGGUACGUGCACAACGCGACGGACGACGCGUGCUACGUGCGGUUCCUCGGGCGGCUGACGGGCCGCGCGGUGGUGUCGCAGUGCGGGGACGUGUCGUCGCCGGUCGCGAAGGCGUCGGACGCGUUCCGUGCGCACCAGUCGGUGAUUUGUUCCGUCGGGCGCGUGGAGGCCGACCGCGGGCGGCUGGCGAUCACGCUGCGGCCGGGGCUGACGCGGUCGUCCGACGCGACGCUCCUGCGGUCGUUCUACGAGGACCAGGACGUGGUCGCGCGGCUGCGGCACCAGCACGACGCGGAGGAGGUGCCGCCCGAGCUGUGGCGCUCGCAGCUGGCGCUCGGACGCGUGGUGCACGGCACCGUGCGGGACGUCAAGGACUACGGCGCCGUCGUCGACAUGAAGGCCAGCGCGGACGUCGUCGGGCUCCUGCGCCCGGAGAACCAGGGCGGCAAGGUCAAGCCCGGCAAGGCGCUCACGGCGGUGGUGCUCGACUACAACGCCGCGGAGGGGCGCGUGGACCUGUCGACCGACCCCGACCUGGUCAAGGCCGCGCAAGGCAAGUCCAAGCGCGCGAAGCCCGCCGCGGCCGGUCUGACGGUGUCGCUCGAGGUGGUCAUGUCGACGAGCGACUACUGCAUCGCGCGGAGCGCCGAGGGCGGCGCGUCCGCGGCGCUGGUGUGGGUCCAGACGGCAGACUUCAACACGCUGCACCGGCCCGACCUGGUCGCACCGCCGGAGCCCGGGAGCAAGAUCCAGGCGACGAUGACGGCCGAGGAGGUCGGCGGCCGCCCGCUCGCGCUCCUUGUGCACAAGGGCGGGCCCAAGAAGGCCAGGGAGGACUCCGCGAAGAAGCCCAGGAAGGCGGACACGAAGCCGGGGUCGGUGGUCAAGGCGGUGGUGACGGGGUGCCACGCGACGCACGCGGACGUGGAGCUGUCCGGCGGGGGCGGGAAGGGCCGCGUGCACGCGUGCGAGGUGUCGGACAAGCCGGCGGCGGGGUCGUUCCCGGUGCAGGAGCUGGGCGGCGUGGGCGCGGGGGUCGAGGGGUGCGUGAUGGGGCUGCUGGCGACGCAGGAGGGCCGCGCGCACAACGUGCUGGAGAUCUCGAUGCGGGCGAGCGCGGUCGCGAGCGCGCGGGCCGGCGAGAAGCUGCGGCCGCGGGUGCAGUUGGAGAAACUCAGGGAGGGGAAGACGGUGUGGGGAGUCUUGCAGGAGCACGUCUCGGACGGGACGGGGGGCGGGUUCUGGUGGGUGGCGGUGUCCCCGACGGUGCGCGGGCGGCUGGACCACCUCGACGCGGCGCCGGGGCUGUCGGAGUUCGCGUCGUUUGGUAGGGCGGCCAAGGUGGGGAUGGUGGUGCACGCGCGGGUGGCGCGCGUGGACGCGCGGAGGGGGACGCUGGACCUGACGAGGCGGGACGUGGGCAGCUCGCUCGCGAAGCCGCAGGAGGGGGACGUGCGCCUCGCCAGGGUGGUGUCCAUCAAGCCAGGCGUCGGGGCGACGGUCCAGCUCGGGCACAGGCUGCGCGGGCGGCUGUCGAUCGCGGACGUGUGCGAUGCGUACCUGGACGACCCGCUCCAGCACCUGUCCGAGGGCGCGACCGUGCAGUGCUGCGUGCUCGAGGUCGAGGACGGCGGCAACACGGUGCACGUGUCGUGUCGCGAGGCGCACGGCGGCUCGCUCGGCGCGUCCCGUCCCCGCCGCCCGGCCAGGGGCCAGGAGGGCGUUCCCGAGGACCUCGACGCGGCGUCCCUGCAGGAGGGGCAGACCGUGCAGGGCUGGGUCAAGUCGGUGUCGACGGCCGGCGCGUUCGUCACGCUGGCGCGCGGCGUCGUCGCCCGCGUCAAGCUGUGCAACCUGGCGCUGGGCUUCGUCAAGGAGCCCGCGAGGGAGUUCCCGCCGGGCAGACUGGUCGCGGGGCGGGUGCUGUCGGUGGACGCGGGGGCGAGGCGGGUGGAGCUGGACCUGCGGGGCCGCGGGGGGGAGUGGCUGACGAUCGAGAAGGUGGAGGAGGGCGCAGUGGUCCCGGGCACGGUGAAGCGCGUCGAGAAGUUCGGCGUGUUCGUGCUGCUGGACAACUCGGAGCUCACGGGGCUCGCGCACAUAUCCGAGUGCCACGACGGGUUCGUGAAGAGCCUCGACGACAUGUUCAAGGUCGGCCAGAAGCUGAGGGCCAAGGUCAUCAAGGUGGACCGGGCGGCCAACAAGCUGUCGCUGUCGCUGCGGGAGGCCGAGGUCGGGGCGGCGGACGGCGCGGACGCGAGCGGGGGCGACGAGGACCUGGACCAGGCGAUGCUCGACGCCGACGCGGACAGCGACAGCGACAUCGACGCCCUGCAGGAGGCGUCGGAGUCGGAGGAGGAGGGGGGUCUGGUCCCGAUGUCUGACAGCGACGAGGAUGAGGGCGUGGGCGGCAGCGAGGGCACGGGGAGCGGCGAGGACGACAGCGACGAGGAGCAGGACAUCGACGCGAUGUCCACGGACGGCGAGAGCGAGGACGGCACGGACGGCAGCGACGAGGGCCCUGUGGCACAGGACAUGUCCGAGGACGAGAGCAGCGACGACGAGAGCGUCGACGACGAGGAGGAGGACGCGGAGGAGGCGCCGAAGCCCGCAGCGGGGUUCGGGGCGCUGCGGCUCGCGCGCGAGGACGACGGCGCGGGUGGCGACGGCGAGGAGGCGCCCGCGGUGCCCGAGAAGGAGCACAAGAGCAAGGGGCGGAAGAAGGCGGAGCGGGAGGAGCGGGAGCGCGCGGUGCGGGAGGCGGAGCGCGCCAAGGUGGACGGCGCGGCGCCGGCGUCGGAGACGGACUUUGAGCAGCUGGUGCUGGCGUCGCCCAACUCGUCGUACGUGUGGAUCCGGUACAUGGCGUUCCUGUGCAGCGUGGGCGAGGUCGACAAGGCGCGCAAGGUCGCGGACCGCGCGCUCGAGGGCAUCGACUACCGCGAGGAGGAGGAGAAGUUCAAUGUGUGGGCGGCGCGCAUCAACCUCGAGGCGCAGUUCGGGCAGCCGCCGGGGGACGCGGCGAUGGCGCUGUUCCGGCGCGCGCUGCCGUACUGCGAGCCGAAGAAGCUGCACCUGCUCAUGCUGGGCGUCCUGCAGCGCGUGGGCGACGAGGCGCUGACCGCGGAGCUGCUGCGCGCCAUGUGCAAGAAGUUCCGCUCGUCGUGCAAGGUGUGGCUGCGGCACAUCGAGCACCUGCUCGGGCAGGGCGAGGGCGAGGCCGCGCGCGGGGUGCUGCAGCGCGCGCUUCAGGCGCUGCCGCGGCGCAAGCACGUCAAGUGCAUCACGCAGGCCGCGCUGCUCGAGUUCCGGCUGGGGUCGCCCGAGCGCGCGCGCGGGAUGUUCGAGGGGAUCCUGCGCAACUACCCGAAGCGCACGGACCUCUGGAGCGUGUACCUCGACCAGGAGGUGAAGCAGGGCGACCAGGCCCGCACGCGCGCGCUGUUUGACCGCGCGACGGCGCUCGGGCUGCCGCCGAAGAAGAUGAAGUUCCUGUUCAAGAAGUACCUCGACUACGAGCGCAAGCACGGCGACGCCGCGAGCGCCGAGCGCGUCAAGGCCGCGGCCAUGGAGUACAUUGCCGCCAGGGCACAGGCGGCGUAG